CUCAGGGCUGGAUGUGGCUCGAAGCAAAUAUAGUCUUUCUUUGUCAGAGACAUUGGGUCUCAUUUCCAGGUGGUUUGGAGGUCCACGCUUAUUUGCAAGACAUUGAUUUCCACCUGGAAAUGAGACCCAAUGUCUCUGACAAAGAAAGACUAUAUUUGCUUCAAGCCACAUCCAGCACUGAGGUGCGCAGCUUCCUGGACCGACAACCGGCUCGGGUAAAGAAUGAUUACCGCUUGCUCCAAGAAGCCCUCAUCAGAGAGUUUGCAAACCCUGAAUCAGAUCAAGGACUGUUAGGUGCUCUGGAGACAAAACAAGCUCGCAACGAGUCUCCACAUGCUUACUACAACCGACUCAGGCAAGCCUUUUUCGGAACUCGCAACGAACCGAAUAUGGAAGAAGACCUGAACUUUAAGAUUCUCUUCCUGAGAAACCUCCAUCCUGCAGUAAGCCAACAUCUCGGAGUACUCGCAUGCCCACGAACAAUGAGCAUCCAGCAAUUGCGAGAUUUGACACAGAAAGCCCACGACAAACAAAAGAUGGUGUUAGAGAAAAACACUAAAACUGCAACAGUUUUUGACUUUAACACCCAUCCAGAACUGGCACUAGAGGGUGCCCAACGCCCAAACAGCGUGAGACCACUAUCCCCAGCAUGGAAUGCGUCUUCGUCUAAUAGACAACGGAACUCCUACGCUGACACGAGAUUCAAACAGAAGAACAGUCACUGGGAUGGACCGCGUAGACAACGACGCUCACCUGAACACCACCAGGAAAGAAACCAAUGGGGGUCAAACAAAAGCUGGUCACCAUCUAAGGGAAGACAUCAAAACCCUGGAUCAUCAAGUCCAAGGAGUCAACGAAGGUACUCCAAAAACUUCCACCCUGACAACGCUCAGACUCAAUCCCAGCAAGAGGAAAAUGCCCCACCGGGAUUUAACCCUCAAGAACUGGUGAAAUUGAUGAUGAAAGAGUUUCUCAAAUGCAUAGAGGAGGACAGGAAACGGGAAAAGCAGAUUUAGCCUGACUAGUCGCCGAGUGGAGAAGCAACAACCACCUGAACCAACAAACACUUGCAGGUGAAAGCCCUCAGGCUCCCAAAAGUGCCGUUCGGGUCGUCUGCCACUCCUCCGACAAACCUCAGUUCAGUCCUGAAACCCUUCCUGACCCAUGCCAAACUCCGCUACCUCCGUUACUGGAUAGACAUUUGACUGCUCCAUCAUCAUUGAACAACAAAUGGGGGAGGACCACAACUUGACACAGAUCAACUACACACUAACAUAAUCUUUGACAUUCUAGGGAAACACCUAGUUAAACACAACACUAAUACUUUCUCCUCUACAGCACUGCUAGAACAACUUCUAGUAGAGAGGAUCCACUCCACAUUUGCAACACUGUUUUGCUGGUUUUUAACCUACCUUGUUUUGUUGCAUCACUGUGCCUCUUCAUUUCCUUUCUCUCUCUCUCUCCCUAACUAAUUUGCAGUUCCAGUCCCCUCUACAUGGAACUCCUGCAAAUUCAUGCACAGGGCCUAAAAAAAUAGGAUUGACUCCUUCUCCCAAAUUAGUGUCAAUUGCUGCAGAAUUAUUGCUCAUUUAAGUUGAAGCUAGCGCCACUACAUACUCGCAAUGAAAUAAACUAGCUAAAUAACUAAAUUUGAAUUAUUUCAGGCAAUGUUACACUACACCUUGUGUUCUUAACCCGAACAAUUUAAGCUAAAACCUGCACCAGAACUCAGUCUAUGGAAUGGAAAUGUGGUUUGUGUCUUGUGUGUCUGUUCUCUCUCUACCUAUGCCUCUUGUUCCAGUGUCUGCCGAUGUUCAUGCCAGGAACAUCACCAUCCAAAUGGGGGAUGUGGGGAGUCAACGGAUCGUUCUAGAACCGAACAAGUCACAGACCAUGUUAUCCUUAAAAGAUUGG
Molecule: messenger RNA, 1914 nt
Organism: Danio rerio (zebrafish)
Lineage: Eukaryota; Metazoa; Chordata; Actinopteri; Cypriniformes; Danionidae
Source: RefSeq, a predicted model, not a curated record